Molecule: messenger RNA, 501 nt
Organism: Eimeria mitis
Lineage: Eukaryota; Apicomplexa; Conoidasida; Eucoccidiorida; Eimeriidae
Exons: 5
Coding region: 1-501 (166 amino acids)
Source: RefSeq, a predicted model, not a curated record
AUGGAAGCCGUUUAUAUUCAGGCUCUGGAAGAUAGAAACGAUGUUCCUAUCCUAGAGGAUGCUGGCCAGCUUGGCUUUCCCCCUCCUCCUCCUCCUGUUGCUGUUGACGUGGCAGAGAGCAACGAAAACACACAAGGAAACAAUUUAUAUAAGUUGCUGUUGACGUGGCAGAGAGCAACGAAAACACACAAGGAAACAAUUUAUAUAACACUGAAAACACACAAGAAAACAAUUCACAAGAAACUAAUCCUCAAGAAGACGCUCAGCACCAACAGGCAGCAGCAGCAGCAGCAGCAGCAGACAGCAGCAAACAAACUGCUGCAGCAGAAGAUGAAACGAAACAACAACAAGGCGGCGCUGCAUCUACUACGCCGCCAGCAGCAGCAGCAGCAGCAGCAGCAGCAGCAGCAAAAGAAGCUGCAGCAAAAGCAGCAGAAAAAGCAGCUGCCAAGACACCAGAGGAUCUGCCGUUUCCUCCCCCCCCUCCCCCUGAAGGAGUAG